UCAACUUUGUACCGUCGUCACUGGCCUCUCGCGUGUUUACGGUGGGGUCCUUUUCCCUACAGAAGAAGGAGCAGCACUCGCGAUCCGAGCCCGACCACCAUCGCGGCACCACCACCACCUCCUCCUCCUCCUCCUCCUCCUCCUCUCUCGCUCACCGUCAGGAAACCCUCGGCGAAAUCCUUACAGUUUCGUCGGAGAGCAACGCCGGGGAUCAACACAAAGGUGCAAUUCUCUUUUCUCGAGCAAGCGAUGCAGGUCAUGGAAGGACCCAGCGGUCGACAGAGGAAACCAAGAAGACCCGCCCUCACUCUCAACUCCCAGGAUGUGACGGGAGAUACUACCAUGGACGCAAUUGAAGGAAUGGACGAUGAUGAAUUGAUCGAUGAUAGUGUUGGAGAUGAAUUUGACGACAGAGUACCUGAGGUGGGCAUGGUGUUCAAGAAUCAUCAAGAGGUAUCAAAGUUCUACAAGAGAUAUGCUCGCCGGGUGGGGUUUGGCAUCGCUAUAAGACGAUCUGCCUUUACGGAAGACGGACACUGCUUGUACUUAGAAUUGAUGUGCUGCAAAGGUGGCCGGAAGCGACCAGAGCCCAAGUACAGGAAGCGCAACUCAGCAAAAACGAAUUGCCCUGCAAGGAUUAAAGUUAAGCUCUGGGGUGAUGGGAUGCUUCACUUGGUUGUGGCUAACAUUGACCACAACCACCCAGUUAGCCCCUCCAUGGCAAGGUUCUUGACUUGUUAUAGGCAGCUGUCAGGUGCUGCCAAGAAGCGAGCUGAUCGAAACAAAGGAGAGAUAGAUGAACCAAGAUCGCCGCCAACUAUGCCGCUUGAUAGAUUAAGUGCGCUUGAAGAAUUACUCUUUAGUGAGAGCCAGCAUAGGAGUUUUGUUGAAAGAGGUAGAUUGAAGCUUGGGGAAGGGGAUGCUGAAGCCCUUCGCCUUUUUUUCACUCGAAUGCAAGCGAAGAAUAUUAAUUUCUUCAAUGUCGUGGAUUUGGAUGAGGAGGGGCAUGUGAGAAAUGUCUUCUGGGCAGAUGCACGGUCAAGAGCUGCAUAUCAAUAUUACAAUGACGUUGUCAUGCUUGAUACCACAUAUGUGACGAACAAAUAUGAUCUACCUCUUGCUACAUUUGUUGGGGUGAACCAUCAUGGCCAGUUGGUCUUACUGGGUUGCAGCUUGCUAUCAGAUGAGACCAUGGAGACAUAUGUAUGGUUGUUUAAGGCAUGGAUAGCAUGUAUGUAUGGGGAGUUCCCCAAGGCCCUUAUUACGGAUCAUUUUAAGGCCAUUCAGAGUGCUGUGGGUCAAGUUCUCCCCAAUGUUCGCCAUCGCUUGUGCCUGUCACAGAUACUGAAAAGGGUACCUGAAAAAUUAGGUGGCUCAGCAGAUUAUAGAUCCAUUAAUAAGGCAUUGCAAAAGGCUGUUUAUGAUUCCUUAACAGUUGAUGAGUUUGAAGAAGAUUGGACAAGGAUGGUUGACAUAUAUGGUCUUCAAGGCAAUGAAUGGAUCAGAUCAUUGUAUGAAUUCCGGCUUUCUUGGGUCCCUGUAUAUUUGAAAGAUACAUUCUGGGCUGGCAUGUCUACCACCCAGCGAAAUGAGACUAUAGUUGCAUUUUUUGAUGGGCAUGUUGAAACAAAGACUUCCUUGAAGCAAUUUCUUGGUAAAUACGAGAUGGCGUUGCUGGAUAAAUAUGAAAAGGAAGCCCAAGCAGAUUUUGAGACAUUUCACAAGAGGCGACCUUCUGUGUCUAAGUUUUACAUGGAAGAACAAAUUUCUAGAGUCUUCACACUUAAUAUGUUUAAGAAGUUUCAGGAUGAGAUUGAGGCCAUAAUGUACUGUCAUGCAUCUCUGCUCAAGGUAGAUGGACCCAUAUCUACUUUUGAUGUCAGGGAAUGUAUUUUUCUUGAUGAUGGCAAGAGAACAAUGAACAAGAACCAUGGGGUUUUAUACAACACAGAAGAGAAGGAGAUUCAGUGCAUAUGUGGUUCAUUUCAGUUUAGAGGGAUCCUAUGCAGGCAUGCUUUGUCUGUACUCAAGUUGCAACAAGUGCAUGAAAUUCCAUUGCGGUAUGUCAUUAACCGGUGGAAAAAAGACUUUAAGCAAUUGCAUGCUCUUGCUCAGUCUUCGGAUGAUGUCAUUGCUAAUAACAGAAUUGAUCGAUAUGAUUACUUAUCAAUGCGAUGUCUUCAGCUUGUUGAAGUAGGAAUGUUGUCAGAUAAAUACCAACUAGCUCUUAGAUUGAUAAAAGAGAUGGAGAAGUUUCUUCUAAGUGACAACACAUAUGAUGAUACACAGCCUAAGAUUAAGCCUCGAAUUCCUAAAGCAAAUAGAUUGAUCCAAAAUCGCAAGCUAAAUGUUGGAACUAGCAUGGCAUCUGGAAAUGGAAAUGCAGUACAGCAGCUUGGUGGUUUUGUGCAAUUAAAUGAGGGCCAUCCUUCUCUAGGAAUCACAAAGGCUACUGAGUUUCAAGUUCUUCCAACUCCAUAUCUUGCCACCCAAAGCAGGCCCCAACCAAAUAUAAAAUCCACGGAAGGUGGAAACCCAGCUGUCUUGCCUCGGAAUCAAUUUGGCAUGCCACUGAAUGGAAACCAAGCAACAGUACGACCAGGCAUUGUGUAUAUGUUCCCAGGUGGAUUUGACCCACAGACAUUUGGAAAUGGACCUUUGAUGCCAUGGAUAUACCAGCCAGUGCUCCAAGCUACUCAGAACCCAAAGGAUCCUCUGGCACCAGGUCCCCCCAAAAGGAGACGGAAGAUAUUCCGUGAUCAAAAGCCUGUUGAAUCUACUCAAGAUCCAAAAGAACCUCCUGUCGCAUCAACUGGUUAAUGGGAACAACACCAAACUGCACAUCUAACCCAAGGAUGGUAAAGAAGCAGGUCGGAGCAGAGCACACAAAGAUAUCGGUUGAGAUUGCUGUGCAGAACAAUGCAUUCCAGGAUGCAAGGCAUAGCAGAGCGUUUCCCAUUCUACAAUCUGCAAUACCAUUUCCUCUCUGAUGCUUCUUUGCAAUUGAUUUUGUGAAGGAUUAAGCCUUUCAACAUUUGGCCAUAUGCGAGUCUUGUUUGCUAAAUUUGCCCCUUCCAACUUAUCAAUUGCAUGCUUCAGCCAACUCUCUGUAAUUUAACCUUGGUAAUGGGAGUAUAUAAGUGGCCUAGCCUGCAGUUAUACAAAUCUUAUUUGGCUACUUGGGCACCCUCAAUGAUGUAUUUUGAAGACGUUAGUAUUUUCUGGCUCUGUGGCUUGAUUUCUUGUAAUGAUAACAUUAUUAUUUGUAAAUAACAAGUUUCGUAAUCAAAAACCUCUGGUUCGAAUUA
Molecule: messenger RNA, 3308 nt
Organism: Zingiber officinale
Lineage: Eukaryota; Viridiplantae; Streptophyta; Magnoliopsida; Zingiberales; Zingiberaceae
Product: protein FAR1-RELATED SEQUENCE 6-like
Exons: 7
Coding region: 250-2820 (856 amino acids)
Biological process (GO): regulation of DNA-templated transcription
Molecular function (GO): zinc ion binding
Source: RefSeq, a predicted model, not a curated record